Molecule: messenger RNA, 4838 nt
Organism: Cololabis saira (Pacific saury)
Lineage: Eukaryota; Metazoa; Chordata; Actinopteri; Beloniformes; Belonidae
Gene: osgin2
Product: oxidative stress induced growth inhibitor family member 2
Exons: 6
Coding region: 148-1815 (555 amino acids)
Source: RefSeq, a predicted model, not a curated record
AGACAGUUGGAUCCAGUGGGUCCUCCCACCGAUGUCUGCCUAUUUAUAGGCUUAGAAACGCGCUGCCGCGUGUCGUGAUAACAGAGCGCAACCGGGAGACGGAGAGAUAAAUCACAGCACGUGCCGGCUCUGGCCCAGGCUGCAGCCAUGCCUCUUCUGGAAGAGACCACUCUGCCACAAGAUCACCCACCUACCCUCCCUGCGGUCAUCAUAGGUAACGGUCCAUCAGGUAUUUGUCUCUCCUACCUACUUAGUGGAUACAAGCCUUAUUUAGACACAGCGACGGUCCACCCAAACCCAAUACUCUACAGGAAACUACAGGAAACCAAACACCUCCCCAUAACUGAGCAGGAUUUGGAAUAUUUGAGUGAAGGUCUUGAGGGGAGAUCAAUGAAUCCUGUGGCUGUGCUUUUUGAUACACUCCUACACCCCAAUGCUGAUUUUGGCUACGAAUUCCCUCCCGUCCUUCAGUGGAGAAGAGACAAGCAACAACACAUCCCACAUCUGGUUCUUGGAAAGGCAACACCUGGGGGUGCUUGGCAUGCUAUGGAAGGCUCCAUGCUGACUAUUAGUCUUGGCAUCUGGAUGGAGCUUCCUGGCGUCAACUACAGCGACUUAACCAAUGGGAAGCGCAGGGAUGUAACCAGUGACAGAGCCACCCCAGAGGAGAUCUCAUCAUAUUACCGUGACUACGUGAAGCUGAAGGGUCUCCAAAAAAAUUUUGUUGACAACACCUAUGUGACCUCUGUCCAGAAACUCUGCCGGGGGAACGAGGUGGAAAGUCUGGAAAAUGGGCAAGCUGAUCAAGUAAAUGGAGGGGUGGGAGAAAGUGGGAAUGAGGGCUUUAGAAAUGGAGAGCAGAGUAUAAACAUAGGAGGAGGGGGGACUCUCUGGGAAAUAAGGGGAUAUCAGCAGGUACAAAAUGACACUCAUGUCCCCUUCUCUCUUUUUGCCGAGAACGUGGUUUUGGCCACUGGUGCGUCCGAUUCACCAGUUCGAUUAGGUGUAGAGGGGGAGGAUCUACCUUUUGUAUUUCACAGCAUCUCAGACCUGGGCUUGGCUCUCAGUCAGAGAAAACUGGAUAUGAACUCUGAUCCGGUUUUAAUCGUAGGUGCUGGCUUAAGCGCUGCCGACGCAGUCCUAUGUGCUUGUAACAGCAACAUCAAAGUGCUGCAUGUUUUUCGCAAGAACGUAGACAACCCAGACCUCAUCUUUAAGCAGUUGCCCAAGACCUUGUACCCAGAGUACCACAAAGUGUACAGUAUGAUGUGCUCUCAGACCUACACAAAUGUGGCUUCAUCUUCUACUUCGAACAGACCCCAGGCGGUUAGCAUCGCCUCUUCGGUAUGUGCCAAGAUGUGCCCUAAACCCCAGCUUGCAUCAGGUAACGUAGCUGGAGGGGCCAGCACCAACUUCUUUCCCAACUACACCAGUUUCCCUGAACACUGCUUGGUGUCCUUCCAGCCGGACAUGAAGUGUUUGCUGCAGGGAACCAACUCUCUAAAGGCUUUCAAGAUCUCCAUGGCGCUGGUAUUGAUUGGAACCAACCCAAACCUGUUUUUCCUGAAGGAACAGGGCCAGUACUUGGCUCAGGAUCCAACAAGACCCAUCUCCUGCAAGCAAAACCCAAUUGACAUCAACCCCUACACUUUUGAGUGCACCAAUGAGCCAGGGCUUUUUGCCAUGGGUCCAUUAGUGGGAGACAACUUUGUUCGCUUUUUGAAGGGUGGCGCCUUAGGCAUCGCUUCCUGUCUGCUGAAGAGACUCAAGAAGAGAGAAAAGCUAAUCAGUAAUGAAGAAAAUAACUUCAUUUGAAAACAUGAAGAAAACAAUACAAGACGGUCUGGUCUUCAGGCACAGAUUUAAAACCAACAAUGAAAAGAGGAAGGAAAAAAGAAGGAAAAAAAAACGUUUUAAUAUACUUUCUUCAAUAAUACGGUGUUCGUCAUCCAAGCUACGGCAUCGUACAGGUUUCUGAGACCAAAAAGACAACAGAUGUACACUCAUUAGUUUCUAAUGAAACAAAAGACAGCUUUCAAGUCUUGUCUGACUUCAUAUGAAGUCUCCACAUGUCCAGGCUACCAUGUGCCAAUGUUUUGAAGUAAUUCUGUAACCUCAUAACAGAAUGGGACCUUAUUUUCAUCAGGGUUAUUUAUUAAUUCACCAUGUGUCUUCAAUCCAUCUACUAACAAUUUUAAGCUGCUAUAUAAGUCUUCUUUAACUUUUAGAAUCUUUAAUAAGGAAAAUAGUAAAAAUAAAUAAAUAAAUAAAUAAAGGACACUAAACCAUUUCUUUCUAUGCUAUUCAUAGUUGUAGGAAGGAUGUGGGGGGUCGGCAUAGCAACCUGUGAUUCCCCAUCCAAAAUUAACUCUUUGCAGCAAUGUUCAUUAGUCAUAUCCAAACAUGCAACCCAACAAGUUCAUGGCUAAGAAGAUUUAAUGCUUUAAUUACUGUAUUUAGCCAUUUUUUUCUUCAGUUUUUAAGUUAUUGAACAUAAUGUAAAGCCAUUGCUUAAUAAAUUUGAUUUCUUUCUUCUACGAUACCAUAACAAAUAUGCAAAAAAUCCCACAAAGAUUUGAAUUUAUUCUCAUGCAAGAUCUUGACAGGAUAUGGUCAGUAAAUGGUAAUUCUAGUGUUUAAAGGCAUUCAUUUUCGUAGUUUGACAAAAUCCUCAAAUAGGUAAUCUAGUGAACAGUAAAAGUCCACAACUUUUGUCAAAUGAUAUUCUUUUUUUUCCAUUUGUGCAAAGGUCUUUUCAAAGUCUCAAGCAUAGCCAUAUUUAUUUUCCAGUCUGUUUAAGGUACAAAGUACAGAACAGGACAAACAUUCAGGAAUUUUGAUCUCUUAAACAUAGAAAGAGUUAAAUCUGUGCUUGGUUCGGAGGGAGGUAGCCAUAAAAGCAAACCUUUCUCUUUUUUGGUUGUGAACACUCGAUUUUCUAUUGUAGUAGAUAUAAUCAUGAGGCUGACCAAUAAGGGUUUCUCUGCGACUGAUGAUUAAAAAUGAGCUAAGUGGCUAACUGAUUAAUCAGUGUCUUUCUCUAAUACUAACACUGUAUUUUUUGUUCGUAUCAUAAUAAAGAGACUAAAACAUAAAUUUGGAUGGUUUUUUAAACUAGGGGAGCAGACUUUUGCACAGUAAUACAAUCUUGGAUCAGUUUCAAUUUCUGCAAAAACAAAAAAACUCAAAAAACACUGACCACUUUAACAGAAAACUCUGAUUUCAUAAUUAUACUAUUAGAAAAAUAAAUGUGCAUCACAUUCAAAGAUGAUUCUUUGGAAGGUCAGAGGACAUGGUAGAAAAUAGAUUAAAACACCAGCCAGACCCUUUAACUACAGCCUUUUAAAAUGACACAUCCAUCCAUCAAAUUAGACGUCACAAUUAAAAACCAUGGUCCAAAUUUCUUGCCUUUUUUUCUUUUAAAAUCAAUCUAUAUCUGGCAUUCACUAGUUACCAUUUUUGUAAUAACAUCCCACCAUUUAUUAUAUCUAACAUCUAUUAACACCGGAGCAUCAUUGUAGUCAUGUGAAGUGUUUUUGCUGACACUGUGAAGCGGCAGAUAACGUUUUGUUCCUGAGAUACAACAAACAGGCCAAAAAUUUUGCAAUUCAGCGUGAAUUGCAAAGCUUUUUUUUGUCUCCUUUAAGUUUAGUUCUACAUGUGUGAAAUUAUUCUGCCACAUCCUCAAAACGACUUAACAGUAGGUACGACUGCAUUGUUAGGUGACAAAAACAACGUAGAAAGGUGACAGUUGUGAUCCAUUUUCUAUUUCUGCUAGCUUUUCUUUCCCUCUGGUCAUUUCAGCACUAUCUGCAAAAAUGUGAUUGAAAUUUUUUUUGUGUGCGCUGCUUAAGUAACAUGCUCAUGUAGUCUCAUUACUAUUUCCUCUGAAAAUAUACUUAAGCAACUUUUACUAAUAUUUUAACAAUCAUAUUGGAUAGUGAAAAUGUUUUUUUUUCCUGUUGAUUUACUGAAUUUCAUCAGAAUUAUAUAACUUGAUGUUUUUUUUGUUUCACUGAUUUAUGACUAUUGUUUUGAUAUAAAUAUGUAAUAUGUGCAUGCAGGCCUGAGCCAUUGCCUGGCAUCAGCUGCUGUGAGCAAAAGAUUUAAAAGUGCUACAAGGUACGAAUGGGGAAGAGUUUGGCGAACGGAUUUAACCGCACAGGCAACGAGGGUGACUCAAAAGUGUAGACGAUUUAUUUUAUUAUUGUUUAUGCUUUACUUAAAGACAAAAAGAAGUGGCUGUUGAAUCCGGCUGACACAAUCUGCUUCAGUAGCAUGAUUUUAAUUAUGUGUUCUCCACAUUUUAAUGCAGAUAUUCAUGGAUUUUAGAAAGUAAUUCAAGAUACAAGUAGUUAAGUAAUAACCUGAGAAAUCCCCAUCGCAAAUUACAAAAAUAAAAAGUGUUUCCAGACAGUCCCGAUUCCUUCGGUAGUUCUGCAGCUCAUGAGAAAAAAAAUAAAACAUGCACAAUUCAUACUGAGUUAACUCUAAAUGUGGCACCUUCAGUGAAAGUGAAGGGUUGAUUGAGCUUCAACUACCUGCACAGAAAGUUCCCCAGACGUGUAACAUGAAAACUACUUAUCUGAAGUGUUUCAGAUCUGAGAAAGUGCCUGAAGGAUUAACUCUCUGGAAAUCACUUAUUAGGCGGUAAGACUUGAAUUCCUCAAGUCUCUAGUUCUGCUGAAACCAAGGAAUAUAUUGUCCUGAGUUAAGUUCAACCAGAAAGAAUAGCUGCUUUCAGCAAGUACUUUUAAAACUCUCUUGCACAAAUGAGGAGUUUUUAAUGUUUUGUAUGGUAUAUUUUUUAUUAAUGACAAUUAAAAACUUUGAGAAAA